UUAGGAACAAAGGUUUGGGGUUGGUUGGUUGUUUUUUCUACUCGAAACACCUCGGUUGGGUUCAGCAGCCCUUUGUGGAAGAGCGCGAGCUCCCGGGAGGCUGUCGCGUUGUCAUGUCCCCACCAGCGCUUGCAAGGCUUCCAGCCUCGGCAUUACUGUAGCGUUUCCACUUUGGCUCGGCGGCUUUCUUAACAUGUGUUCUGGUCUCUGGAGACUUUAAUCAAGUUCAGACUUUACCAGAAAUUACCUCACAACUUGCAGCGGGCAGAGGAAACUGAAAGCAGCAGCGGAGAGGAGGCUCUCCCGUGCUGCGAGACCGACAGCGAAGCUGCCUUCGGCGGGGGGAGAGGGCAGAUUGCAGGAGAAAUGUUAGCGCCGAUCAAGCAGCCAGGCUGAAAGCCUACCCAUGAGCUCAGAUUUCCAGCAUUACAGUUUCAGGAUGCCGAACAUCGGGUUCCAGAACCUGCCUCUCAACAUAUAUAUCGUGGUUUUUGGCACAGCCAUCUUCGUCUUCAUCCUCAGUUUACUCUUCUGUUGCUACUUGAUCAGGCUCAGACAUCAAGCCCACAAAGAGCUUUACGCCUACAAACAGGUUAUCCUGAAGGAGAAGGUGAAGGAGCUGAACCUACACGAGAUCUGCGCCGUUUGCUUGGAGGAGUUCAAGCCCAAAGACGAGCUGGGGAUCUGCCCGUGCAAGCAUGCCUUCCACCGAAAGUGCCUCAUCAAGUGGCUGGAGGUGCGGAAAGUGUGUCCACUCUGCAACAUGCCGGUGCUGCAGCUGGCGCAGCUGCACGGCAAGCAGGACCCCGGCCCGCCGCAGGGCCCGCUGCCCGGCGCCGAGAACAUCGUAUAGCCGCCCGCCGGCCCCCGCCGCCCCCGGACUCGCGAACAACCAAAGCACCGCGGCGCCGGCGCGAGGCCGGAGCUGCCGGCUGAGAGCACUUUAGCACGGGGCCCUCCCGUCCCCUCCGCCCCCGGGCCCUAAGGAGAGGGGAGGUUGGGUUUUUAUCCCCCUCCUGAAAUAGGGAAUGCGUCGAGGCUUUCUGGCAGCACCCUCCUCGCGCGGAUGAACGGCCGGAGCCCGGGAAGAGCCCUGCGAUGGGAGCAGCAUUGGAGGAACCGGUGCCUGGAGCUGGUGCCCCUCUUCCCAGCGUACAAAAUCCGAUGGGAAGCCCCCUCAGGGCACGGGAACCACUUUGGAAAGCCGAAAGGUCCCUCGGCUCUUCCCAGCCUUGCUGCCCGGUGCCCGCGUUGCUGCCUAAAGGGCUCCUCCAGGACCUGGGGGCUCCUGUCUCCCCCCCACCCCUGGGGGCAGCGCAAGGCUGUAGUUUUGUUGGUCCCGACAUAUUAAUUUCCCGGCCCGCUCCGGGGAAUUCCCUGGCUUUCCUGCGGCCUUGGCAAGCACGGGCGCCCCGGGGCUCGGCCCUGCCCAGCGCGCUCCUGUGCAAACCUGCUGCCUCCUCCUCGAAAGCAGGACAGGGGUUUGGGGGCAGAUGGGAAAAAAAAAAAAAAACAAAAACAAAAAAAAAAAACCCAAAACCCAACUGCUCUCGGUGCUUGGGGGCUUGCAGCCGGCCCCGGGGACACAGAGCCUUCUCCUGGGGCGCUCCCCUUUCCUAUUGCCAAAAAAAUAAUAACAAUAAAUCUACCCUGCGCCCAGUCGGGUACCACUGCUCCCGAGCAGCACCCAACCCUUCCCCUUAGCAGCUCCCUUCUCCCGGGGUGUUUAAAAAAAAAGGGUUAUUCAGUAUUACAUUGUACAGGCUUUCCUAGCGGCGGCGGAGCCUCUUCUUCCUCAUCCUCGGCCAGCCGGGGGCAAGUUUCCCGGAGGCGGGUGCCGGGGGCCCCGACGGCGCUGGGUGCCCCCCUCCUGUAAAUACCAUGCGCCUCCCGAGACUGUUUAUGGAGCGUGGAGCCUCAUAGACGUGUUUGUACACUAAGAAUUCUGCAGCAGAAUAUUUUUUAAGAAACAUUCGCUGUUUUUUUUUUUUUGUAAGCUAUAUUUUUGUAUAUUUAAUUGCUAUUUUAAAAAAUUCUAAUGCGUCUUUUUUGCUAAUCACACUAUUCUUAAGGAAAACGGAUGACAAAAGGAAAAAAAAGUUUGCAUGUGAUUCGACUUGAAAUGUAAAUAAAAAGAAAAAGCAGGUUUUGGAA
Messenger RNA from Dromaius novaehollandiae (emu), 2154 nucleotides. It is a transcript of the gene RNF24, whose product is annotated as ring finger protein 24. The record is from RefSeq and is a predicted model, not a curated record. Bases 407 to 853 code for a protein of 148 amino acids. NCBI's taxonomy places the organism in Eukaryota, Metazoa, Chordata, Aves, Casuariiformes, Dromaiidae. Gene Ontology annotation, molecular function: zinc ion binding. The transcript is spliced from 6 exons.